Messenger RNA from Rhodamnia argentea, 560 nucleotides. RefSeq names its product U-box domain-containing protein 7-like. The record is from RefSeq and is a predicted model, not a curated record. NCBI's taxonomy places the organism in Eukaryota, Viridiplantae, Streptophyta, Magnoliopsida, Myrtales, Myrtaceae. Gene Ontology annotation, cellular component: nucleus; cytoplasm. The transcript has a single exon. Bases 88 to 540 code for a protein of 150 amino acids.
UUACUUAUAACAUGUUUCAAGAGUUGCUUUUUUCUUUUUGUAUAGGAGAAAUUACCAUGCUGUUCCUUACAUGCUAAAUGGCACAACAUGAUUAUUCUUGCCUUCACUUUCUUUAUCUCCCAUUUCUCCACCUCCCCCUGUACUUUCUUGCAUCGUUCUUUGCUUGAGGCAGCAGUGUGUUCUCCUUGCUUCUUUUUCCUCAGGAACAAGGAGUUGAUAUUAGCUGCCGGAGUCGUUCCGCUUCUCCAGGAAAUGACAUCCAACCAUGACUCUCAUCCAUCAGCAACGGCUCUAUAUCUGAAUCUUUCCUGCCUUGAAGAUGCCAAGCCCGUACUAGGCUUGAGUCAGGCUGUACCCUUUCUUACCCAGCUUCUUAAAGAUGAAACUGCACCUCAGUGCAAGCUUGAUGCUAUUCACGCCCUUUACAAUCUCUCCACCUACCAUGACAAUAUUGGAUACCUGCCUUCGGCAGGCAUUAUCAGUGGCCUUCAAUCUCUUCUUGCAGAUCUAGUGACCAAAUGUGGACAGAAAAGUCAAUAGCUGUCCUUAUGAAUUUAGAU